GCCUACUUAUCAACAGCAGGAUUAAAUUUUGCCACAAUUACAGGCCAAACACUGGUGAUGAGGAGAGGUUCAGCUGAUAGGUGCAUAAAAAUAUUUUAAAAAAGAAUCCCCCACUACUAGAUUAGAGAGGAGCGCAGAUAGAGAGAGAGAGGGAGGAGCGCAGAGAGAAAGGGGCAUAAUUCCACUCACACUGCCCAACCACAGGACAUUCUCUCUCCCCCUCCUCUUCGCUGAAGCAGAAGCUCCUCCUCAUCUUCUUCCUCCCUGCUCUCCUCGUACUCCUCCGACACCCAAGAAGCAAGAAUUGUGGGGGUAGCGAAGGAAUUGGAGGAGAUCUUGCAUGGAUGCAGCCCACUGGCAGCAGAGCUUAGGGCUGGUGAAGCCCAUGGAGGAGAUGCUGAUGGCGGCCAACGCGGGCGCCGCCGCCGCGAACACGGGCCAGGGCUCGAAUCCGAACCCGCCGGCGCCGGCGCCGUCGUCGGUACCUGGGGGAGGCGCCCUGCGCGCCGGCGCGCCGCCGGCCGUGGCGGGCGCGGGUAGCACGGAGCGGCGCGCGCGGCCGCAGAAGGAGAAGGCGCUCAACUGUCCGCGGUGCAACUCCACCAACACCAAGUUCUGCUAUUACAACAACUACAGCCUCCAGCAGCCGCGCUACUUCUGCAAGACGUGCCGCCGCUACUGGACGGAGGGCGGCUCCCUCCGGAACGUCCCCGUCGGCGGCGGCUCCCGGAAGAACAAGCGCUCCUCCUCGUCGUCCGCGUCCGCCUCCACCUCCGCCUCGGUCACGAGCUCGUCUAUGGCCAGCACAGCUGGGGCGGCGUCCAAGAACCCCAAGCUGGCGCACGAGGGCGCGCAGGACCUUAACCUGGCGUUCCCGCACCACAGCGGCUUGCACGCGCCCGAGUUCGGGGCGUUCCCGAGCCUGGAGAGCAGCAGCGUGUGCAACUCCGGUGGUGCAAUGGCGAGCAACGGCCGGGGCGGCGGCGGCGGCGGCGCGGGGCCCGCGGUCGGCGCCCUCUCGGCCAUGGAGCUGCUGCGGAGCUCCGGCUGCUACAUGCCGCUGCAGAUGCCGAUGCAUAUGCCCGGAGAUUACGCGGCGGGAGGGUUCGCGCUCGGAGAGUUCCGCGCGCCUCCACCGUCACAGAGCGUGCUCGGGUUCUCGCUGGACGCGCACGGCCCGGGGCCCGGUGCUGCCGCGGCCGGGUACGGCUCCAGCGCGGGGUUGCAGGGCGUGCCGGAGAACGCGGGCAGGUUAUUGUUCCCGUUCGAGGACUUGAAGCCGCCGGUUAGUUCGGGAGGCGGCGGUGUGGCCACCGGUGCAAGCGGCGGCGACGGCGAUGGAAACAGCGGCCACCCCCAGUUUGACCACAACAAGGACCAAGGAGGUGGAGCCCCCAGUGCCGGGCACGACCCGCCGGGAUUCUGGAACGGCAUGAUCGGCGGCAGUGGCGCUUCUUGGUAAUGCGGCGGCGCCAUGCAUGGCUCAUGCAAAGCCUCCGUGCGAGCGUGCAUGGGCGACUGGAGACAUAGGCAUGCAGUAGAGACAAGGGUUCAAUAAGAGGUUGGCAUUGGUGGUGGUACGGUCGCCGUGACAUGGGAGUCUUUGAUCUCUUCCCUGGUGUUGGUUCUUGGUGUUCUUGGUCCUCUCGCCGUUGUCGUCGCGAGUUCAUGUGUGUUUUGCUGACCAUCGACUUAAUUGGGGCUCUAACACAUCAGAGAGUACAAAAUUCAGGGGGUCAUGAUACAUAGUAGCUUGAUCGACACAUCUCUUGGUCGCCUCUCUCAUUUCUGAUCAAUCUUUCGCUUGAUCUGCCAUGGCAGCUGCUUCACUGUAGCACUGGGGCAAUUGGGAAGCUUCUUUUUAGGCCGGCUUCGAGUUAGAUGGUACAUCGUAAUAGUACUAGUACAUUCUGUGUGUGAGAAUGGGUGGCUCCAGGCCAGUGUGUUCACGCCACACAUUGACACAGGGUUUAGUGACUCAGUGUGUGUUUGUGGUUGGUAACAACAAUCCAUGCAGCGCGUGGAACUUUGGAGCUUCUGGUGUAGAAGUAGAUCUUAAUUUGAAGGGGAUUUUCAAGUUUGUAUUGAUCCAAAGAAUAUCAGAGCUACUGUUUUAUUGUUUUUAACUGGCUACUUUAAUUA
Molecule: messenger RNA, 2142 nt
Organism: Setaria italica (foxtail millet)
Lineage: Eukaryota; Viridiplantae; Streptophyta; Magnoliopsida; Poales; Poaceae
Product: dof zinc finger protein 1
Exons: 2
Coding region: 341-1462 (373 amino acids)
Biological process (GO): regulation of DNA-templated transcription
Molecular function (GO): DNA binding; DNA-binding transcription factor activity
Source: RefSeq, a predicted model, not a curated record